CCAGUGCCCAGCUGCCCCACCUUGCCAGAGCCCAGCUGAGCAGCCAGCGAGGACACACGCCUCCUGCCCACCACGCCCGACGGCCCUCCUGCGCCUGCCGAGCCCAGCCUGAGCUGGCACCUGCCUUUAGCACCAUGUUCAAGGGGCUGAGCAAAGGCUCCCAAGGGAAGGGGUCCCCGAAGGGCUCCCCAGCCAAGGGCUCCCCUAAGGGCUCCCCCAGCAAGCACAACCGGGCUGCCACCCAGGAGCUGGCCCUGCUCAUCUCCCGCAUGCAGGCCAGCGCUGACCAGGUGGAGAGGGAUGUCCUGGAGACCCAGAAGAAGCUACAGCAGGACCGGCUGCGCAGCGAGCAGAGCCAGGCCCUGCAGCACCGGCAGGAGGCGGGCCGCAGCCUGAAGGAGGCCGAGGUGCUGCUGAAGGACCUCUUCCUGGAUGUGGACAAGGCCCAGCGGCUCAAGCACCCACAGGCAGAGGAGAUCGAGAAGGACAUCAAGCAGCUGCACGAGCGGGUGACCCAGGAGUGUGCCGAGUACCGCGCCCUGUAUGAGAGGAUGGUGCUGCCUCCUGACAUGGGGUCCAGGAUUGACUGGGCCCGUGUGCUGGAGCAGAAACAGAAGCAGGUCUCUGAGGGCCACUACGGGCCAGGCGUGGCGGAGCUGGAGCAGCAGAUUGCUGAGCACAACAUCCUGCAGAAGGAGAUGGAGGCCUAUGGGCAGCAGCUGCGCAGCCUCAUAGGGCCGGACGCAGCCCCCAUCAGGAACCAAUACCGGGACAUACUGAAGGCGGCCUCGUGGCGCGGGCAGAGCCUGGGCAGCCUGUACACGCACCUGCAGGGCUGCACACGCCAGCUGAGCGCCCUGGCCCAGCAGCAGCGCCGCAUCCUGCAGCAGGACUGGAGCGACCUCAUGGCGGACCCCGAGGGCGUGCGGCGGGAGUACGAGCACUUCAAGCAGCAGGAGCUGCUCAGCCAGGAGCAGUGCGUGAACCAGCUGGAGGACGACGGCGAGCGCAUGGUGGAGCUCGGGCACCCAGCUGUGGGGCCCAUCCAGGCCCACCAGGAGGCCCUGAAGAUGGAGUGGCAGAACUUCCUGAACCUGUGCAUCUGCCAGGAGAGCCAGCUACGGCACGUGGAGGACUACCGCAGGUUCCAGGAAGAGGCCGACUCCAUCAGCCAAACCCUGGCAAAGCUUAACUCCAGCCUGGACACCCAGUGUAGCCCUGCCCCUGGGGGCCCCCCUGGUACCCCCACAGAGCUGCUGCAACAGCUGGAGGCAGAGCAGCAGCAGCUGGCCAUCGCCGAGAAGACUGUUGGGGACCUGCAGCGGCAGAGCCAGGAGGUGGCCCCUCUGCAGCAGCGCAGGACCCCUCCCCAGCAGCCCCUGCAAGUGGACAGCAUCUGUGACUGGGACUCUGGAGAAGUGCAGCUGCUGCGGGGUGAGCGGUAUACGCUGAAGGACAACACGGACCCGCACACCUGGGUCGUGCAGGGCCCAGGUGGGGAGACCAAGCAUGCCCCAGCCGCCUGCUUCUGCAUCCCGGCUCCAGACCCUGCAGCCGUGGCCAGGGCCUCCAAGCUGGCCUCAGAGCUGCAGGCCCUGAAGCAGAAGUUGGCCACAGUCCAGAGCCAUGUGAAGGACAGUGCUGUGCACCCCUUACGACAUGGCCAGCAGGCUCCGACCAACUCAGCCCCAGUCGACCCACAGGCCAGGAAGCUCCUGACACAGAUGACCCAGCUGGACAGGGACCUGGGGCAGAUAGAGGAGCAGGUGCUGGCCUGGGCCCGGGCCCCGCUGAGCCGCUCAGCUCCGCUGGAGGACCUGGAGGGUCGCAUCCAAAGCCACAAGGACACAGUGCAGCGGCUGCAGAACCUGGGAGCAGAGAAGGAGGCCGCCCAGCAGGAGUGUGAGGAGUCUCUGUCUGCACGGCCUGUGGGCCCUGAUGCUCUGCACCUGCCUGUGGCCCUCAACAAUGUCAAGAACAAGUACAGAGACAUGCAGAUUCUCUGCAACCUCUAUGGAGAGAAAGCCAUGGCCGCCCUGGGUCUGGAACGGCAGAUCCAGGACGCAGACAGGGUCAUCCGAGGCUUUGAGUCUUCCCUGGUGCAGGAGGCCCCCAUCCCUGCUGGCCCGGGUGCACUGCAGGAAAGGGUCGGCGAGCUUCAGCGCCAGCGGAAGGAGCUGCUGGGGCAGCGGGCCUGUGUGCUGGGGCUGCACCGGGAGCUGAAGGCCACUGAGCACGCGUGUAGCGCGCUGCAGAACAAUUUCCACGAGUUCUGCCAGGACUUGCCUCGCCAGCAGCGCCAGGUGCGGGCCCUCACCGACCGCUACCACGCCGUAGGGGACCAGCUGGACCUGCGGGAGAAGAUGGUGCAGGAUGCCAGCCUCACCUACCAGCAGUUCAAGAACUGCAGGGACAACCUGAGCUCCUGGCUGGAGCACGUGCCCGGCAACCAGGUGUGGCCCAGUGACGGGCCCAGCCAGAUCUCCUACAAGCUGCAGGAGCAGAAGAGGCUGCUGCAGGAGAUCCAGGGCCAUGAGCAGGACAGAGCUGCGGCGUGCCGUCUCUCCCAGGAGCUGCAGGCAGCUCUCCAGGACUAUGUGCUGCAGGCAGACACCUACUGCUAUUCCCUGGAGCCCACGCGGGCAGGGCCAGCCCCCAAGAGACCCCGAGCGGCUCCCCUGCAGGAGAGCAUCCAGGCCCAGGAGAAGGACCUGACUAAAGCCUAUACUGAGUUUGCAGCUGCCCACCAGCAGCAGCUGCACAGGCUGGAGUUUGCCAGAAAGAUGCUGGAGAAGAAGGAGCUCAGUGACGACAUCCAGGUGACCCAUGAUGCACAAGCAGGGAAGGAGGCAGAGGCCCUGAAGUCCCAGCUGGAGGAGGAGAGGAAGCGGGUGGCCCGGGUGCAGCAGGAGCUGGAGGAGCAGAGGAACCAGUUACUGAAGUUGAAAACCCAGCAGCCCUUGGAGAGGCUGGAAGAGAGGGAAGUGGUGGAGUUCUACCGGGACCCCCAGCUGGAAAGCAGCCUGUCCAGGGUGAACUCCCAGGUGGAAGACGAGGGCAGGAAGCGGGCCGUCCUGCAAGCAGACUUGGAGGUAGUGGCCCAGAAGGUCGUCCAGCUGGAGAGCAAGAGGAGGGAUGUGCAGCCUCAUCUGCUGACCAAGGAGGUCACCCAGAUUGAGCGGGACCCUGGCCUGGAAAGCCAAGUGUCGCAGCUCAGCAGUGAGACCCAGCACCUGCGGGAAGAGAACAUUGCUGUCUUGGCCCGGCUGGAGGAGCUAAAGGAGGAGCUGCUGGCCCUUGAGCAGAAGGAGGCAAACGUGAAGGAAAAGGUCGUGGUGAAAGAAGUGGUCAAGGUGGAGAAGGACCUGGAGAUGGUCAAGGCGAUCCAGGCCCUGAGGCUGCGGACUGAGGAGGAUGCUGCACAGAGGAAGGGGGCAGAGGCAGCCGUGGCCAAGCUGCAGGCUCGCAUUAAAGACCUGGAGCGGGCAAUCAGCGCUGUGGAGCCUAAGGUGAUCGUGAAGGAGGUGAGGAAGGUGGAGCAGGACCCGGGCCUUCUCAAAGAGGUGUCCCAGCUGAGGAACCUUCUCGAGGAGGCGAGAAGUAAGAAUGAGACGCUGGCCCAGGAGCUGCAGGGACUGCACAGCAAGCACAGCGUGGUAGAGAAGCAGAAGCCCAAAGUGGAAUUCCAGGAGCGUGUCCACGAGACCUUCCACGUGGCCCCGGAGACAGAGCAGGAGAUGGUUCGGCUCAGGGCUGAGCUGCAGGAAACCGCCAGCAAGAGGAGCAGGGUGGAGGGAGAGGUGGGGCGGCUGCUGGCAGAGCUGGCUGUCCUGCGCUCCCAGAAGCCCGAGGUGGAGUACAAGCAGGUGACACAGGAGGUGGUGAAGCACGAGAGGAGCCCUGAGGUGCUGCGGGAGAUCGACCGCCUGAAGGCUCAGCUCAACGAGCUGGUCAACGGCAGCGGGCGGGCCCAGGAGCAGCUCAUCCGGCUGCGGGGGCAGCGCGACGAGUGGAGGCGGGAGCGGUCCAAGGUGGAGACCAAGACGGUGAACAAGGAGGUGGUGCGCCACCAGAAGGACCCCGUCCUGGAGAAGGAGGCUGCACGGCUCCGCCAGGAGGUGCGAGAAGCAGCUCAGAAGAGGCGCGCCAUGGAGGAUGUUGUCUACGAGCUGCAGAACAAGUACCUGCUGCUGGAGAGGAGGCGGCCCGAGGAGAAGGUGGUGGUGCAGGAAGUGGUGGUCACCCAGAAGGACCCGAAGCUCCGCGAGGACCACGGCCGGCUGAGCCGGACUUUGGAUGAGGAGGCGGGCCGGCGGCGGCAGCUGGAGCGGGAGGUGCAGCAGCUGCGGGCCGGCGUGGAGGAGAAGGAGGGCCUGCUCAGCUUCCAGGAGGACCUCGGCAAGAAGCUGGCUGCGGAGAAGGAGCGGCGGCAGCUGACCUUGAGGAUCCAGGAGCUGGAGAGGCGGCCUGCUGCGGCGCAGGAGAAGAUCGUCAUGGAAGAGGUAGUCAAGCUGGAGAAAGACCCAGAUCUGGAGGAGUCCACGGAGGCCCUGCGGCAGGACCUGGACCAGGAGAAAACCCGGGUGAUGGAGUUGCAUCGGGAGUGCAAGAACCUGCAGGUCCAGAUCGACAUCCUCCAGAAAACCAAAUCUCAGGAGAAGACUAUCUACAAGGAAGUGAUCUUGGUAGAGAAAGACCGGGUGCUGGAGGGGGAGCGGUCCCGGGUGUGGGAGGCGCUCAACAGGGAGCGCGUGGCCCGGCAGAACCGGGAGAAGGAGGUGCUGCACCUGCAGGAGCGGAUUGACGGGGCCGAGGCGCUGAGGAGGACCUGGUCCCGGGAGGAGGCUGAGCUCCGGAAGGCCCGCGACCAGGCCAGCCAGGAACACAGCCAGCUGCAGCAGGAGCUGCAGGAGCUGGAGAGGCAGAAGCAGCGAGCGGUGCUCCAGCUGCAGGAGGAGUCCGAGCUGCUCAGCCGGAGGACGGACAGCGAGCGGCAGAAGGCAGCCCAGCGGGACCAGGAGCUCUCGCAGCUCGAGGCAGCCGUCCUCCGCGAGAAAGACCAGAUUUACGAGAAGGAGCGGGCCCUCGGGGACCUUCACACCCAGCUGAGCCGAGAGGAGCUCAACCAGGAGACCCAGACGCGAGAGACCAACCUGUCCACCAAGAUCGCCAUCUUGGAACCUGAGACGGGGAAGGACAUGUCCCCGUACGAGGCCUACAAGAGGGGCAUCAUCGAUGGAGGUCAGUACCUCCAGCUCCAGGAGCUCGAGUGUGACUGGGAGGAGGUCACCACCUCGGGACCCCGUGGGGAAGAGUCUGUUCUCCUGGACCGCAAGAGCGGGAGGCAGUACUCCAUCGGGGCCGCCCUGCGCUGCCGGCGCAUCUCCAAGGAGGAGCACCGUCUCUACAAGGACGGCCAGCUCCCCAUCUCCGAGUUUGCCCUGCUUGUGGCGGGAGAGACCAAGCCCUGCUCCUCCCUCUCCAUUGGCUCCAUCAUCUCCAAGUCCCCGCUCGCCUCCCCGGCCCCCCAGAGCUCCAGUUUCUUCUGUCCCAGCUUCUCCCCCGGGCUCAGCGACGACAGCUUCCCCAUUGCCGGGGUCUACGACACAACCACAGACAACAAAUGCACCGUCAAGAUGGCAGUGGCCAAGAACAUGCUGGACCCCAUCACUGGGCAGAAGCUGCUGGAGGCCCAGGCGGCCACGGGUGGCAUCGUGGACCUCCUCAGCCGGGAGCGCUACUCCGUGCACAAGGCCCUGGAGAGGGGGCUGAUCGAGAACACCUCGGCGCAGAGGCUGCUCAACGCCCAGAAGGCCUUCACAGGCAUCGAGGACCCCAUCACCAAGAAGAGGCUGUCGGUGGGCGAGGCCAUCCAGAAGGGCUGGAUGCCCCCGGAGAGCGCGUUCCCGCACCUGCAGGCGCAGUACCUGACCGGCGGGCUCAUCGACCCCAGGAGGACAGGCCGCAUCCCGGUCCCCCAGGCUGUGCUCUCUGGGAUGAUCAGUGAAGAACUGGCGCAGCUCCUGCAGGAUGAGGCCAGCUACGAGAAGGAUCUGACAGACCCCAUCUCCAAGGAGCGGCUGAGCUACAAGGAGGCCAUGGGACGUUGCCGGAAAGACCCCCCGAGUGGCCUGCUGCUCCUCCCAGCAGCGCUGGAGGGCUACCACUGCUACCGCACAGCCUCCCCCACCGUACAGCGCUCCCUGUGCUGAUGAGGCCACGCCACUCUCACUGGGGGCGUACGAGGGGGAGAGGUAGGGUGCUUGCACCCCUUGCCCCUGGGCAGUCUAAUCCGAGGGGGUGGGCUGACUCUGUCUGAUCGCUGUUCCAUUAUUGAAGUCAGUGGUGUUGGGCUCCCUGCCCUAACGUUGAUGCCCAAUUCCUGCCCAGACCUGAAGUCCCGCAGACCUGAUUUUCCUCCCUCCCCCACCCCCUGCUUCCAAUAAACUGAUUCUGCCAGUGUCUCUUUCA
This is a messenger RNA of Manis pentadactyla (Chinese pangolin), 6471 nucleotides long. RefSeq names its product envoplakin (gene EVPL). NCBI's taxonomy places the organism in Eukaryota, Metazoa, Chordata, Mammalia, Pholidota, Manidae. The transcript is spliced from 22 exons. Gene Ontology annotation, cellular component: membrane; cytoplasm; cytoskeleton. The record is from RefSeq and is a predicted model, not a curated record. Gene Ontology annotation, biological process: intermediate filament cytoskeleton organization; wound healing. The coding region runs from base 135 to 6212 and encodes 2025 amino acids. Gene Ontology annotation, molecular function: cadherin binding; structural molecule activity.